AUGAAUAUCAGCCCGUCAUCCACCGACACAGAGUCCACCAUCGCAGACGAAACAUCGCAUACGUCGGAUAUCGAGGAUGAGCCAGAAAACCCACCCAUUCUCCGUACCAGUAUAUGGCACAUGGCAGAUGAAGUGCACAAGAUGAAGGAUCAGGAGAAAGAAGCUGGACUAAAGCCAAGGAAGCUCGGCGUGACCUGGUUGAAUCUCACUGUGAAAGGUGUCGGCAGCAAUGCCACCUUCAAUGAGAAUGUACUCUCUCAACUUUUGCCCUUUGGUAAGGGCAACAAAGGUUCCCAGCUGAAGACUAUCAUUGAAGAUUCAUCAGGAUGUGUUAAGCCUGGAGAGAUGUUACUGGUGCUUGGACGGCCCGGAGCGGGCUGUACAACGUUGCUGAGCGUACUCGCCAACAAUCGGCUCGGCUACGAAGAAGUUAGCGGAAACGUUAGCUAUGGAAACAUGUCUGCUGAGGAAGCCAGACAAUAUCGAGGCCAGAUCAUCAUGAAUACAGAAGAGGAAAUAUUCUUUCCGACCCUGUCCGUCGAGGACACUAUCGACUUCGCCGCUCGUAUGAAGGUUCCCUAUCGCUUACCAUCCGGGAUCAAGACGCACGAGGAAUAUAUCCAGUUCCAAAAGGAUUUCCUCCUGAAGUCAGUUGGAAUCUCCCAUACCGCACAUACCAAGGUGGGAGACGCCUUUAUCAGGGGUGUCUCUGGAGGGGAAAGGAAACGUGUGUCCAUUCUCGAAUGCCUGACCACACGUGCGAGCGUUUUCUGCUGGGACAACUCGACGAGAGGUCUCGAUGCCAGCACGGCACUCGAUUGGAUCAAGGCAAUUAGAGUAAUGACCGAUGUCCUCGGGCUUACUACAAUUGUCACACUAUAUCAGGCAGGCAACGGCAUCUAUGAGCACUUUGAUAAGGUCCUUGUCCUUGACGAGGGCAAACAUAUGUUCUACGGACCCCAGAAGGACGCUGUCCCAUUCAUGGAAGACCUUGGCUUUGUGAGACACUCCGGUUCCAACCAUGCAGAUUUCCUGACAGGCGUAACUGUCCCUACCGAGCGCCUCAUUGCCCCAGGAUAUGAAGACAAGUUCCCACGUACCGCCCGUGACAUCUUUGUCGCAUACAAUCAGUCAAGGAUCAAAGCCCAAAUGCUGGAAGAGUGUCAAAGUUAUCCAGCAAGCGAGGAAGCCACGGAGAACACGGUUUUCUUGAAGGAAAUGGUCUCCCUUGAGAAACAUCGGGGUGUUUCCGAGAAGUCUCCCCUCACUACUAAUCUGAUUACUCAAGUGAAGGCUGCCGUUAUCAGGCAGUAUCAACUUAUGUGGGGUGACAAGGCGACGCUACUUAUGAAGCAGGGUGCUACAGUCAUCCAGGCUCUCCUCGGUGGUUCCCUCUUCUAUUCCGCUCCCGAUAACUCGCUCGGCCUUUUCCUCAAGAGCGGUGCUCUGUUCUUCUCUAUCUUGUACAACGCUCUUCUUGCCCUAUCAGAAGUUACCGACUCUUUCACCGGCAGACCUAUUCUAGCCAAGCACCGCUCAUUCGCCAUGUACCACCCAGCUGCUAUCUGCAUCGCCCAAAUCGUCAUAGACUUUUCCAUGCUAUUAUUCCAAGUAACACAUUUUGGCCUUGUUCUCUACUUUAUGGUGGGUCUAAAGACUACAGCUGCAGCUUUUUUUACCUACUUGGUCAUCAACUUCAUGACCGCCAUGUCGAUGACUAGCUUCUUCCGUCUGAUUGGCGCCGCUUUCCCUACUUUUGAUGCAGCGACCAAAGUCUCGGGACUCUCGAUUGUAGCCUUAUUUGUCUACAUGGGUUAUAUGAUUAUCAAGCCCUUGAUGCAUCCCUGGUUUGUCUGGAUUUUUUGGAUCAACCCCAUGGCUUAUGCAUUCGAAGCUCUGCUCGGAAAUGAAUUUCAUAACCAACACAUCCCAUGUUAUGGCCCUAACCUUGUUCCCAGUGGGCCUGGCUACCUUGAUAUCGAGGGCAGUCAGUCAUGUGCUGGAGUUAAUGGCGCAGCACCUGGUGCAACGAGCCUCACAGGCGACGAAUACCUCGCAGCCAUGUCCUUUAGCCAUAGUCAUGUGUGGCGCAACUUCGGAAUCAUUUGCGCCUUGUGGGUGUUCUUCGUUGCACUCACAGUCUUCUUCACCUCCAGGUGGAAGCAGCUUGGAGAAGGUGGUCACAAACUCCUGAUUCCUCGGGAGCAACAGCACAAGUCGAACCAUCUUCUGCUGCAGUCCGCAGACGAGGAAGCACCAGCCACGGAGAAGUCUGCCGUCAACCCUGGAUCCGAUACGUCAGGAAGUGACGUCGGGAAUGACCUUCUCCGCAACAGGAGCGUGUUCACGUGGAAGAACUUGACGUAUACCGUUAAAACUUCUGACGGGGAUCGCGUGCUUCUUGAUAAUGUACAAGGUUAUGUCAAACCAGGCAUGCUGGGCGCUCUAAUGGGUUCUUCCGGCGCUGGAAAGACGACUCUUCUUGACGUUCUCGCGCAACGAAAAACUGCGGGUACUAUUCAUGGAUCCGUCUUGGUAGAUGGGCGCCCAGUUCCUAUUGCAUUCCAACGCUCGACCGGCUAUGUCGAACAGUUAGACAUUCACGAGCCUUUGACUACCGUCCGCGAGGCUCUGGAAUUUUCGGCCCUGUUGCGUCAAUCUCGCUAUACACCCACCGAAGAAAAAUUGCGAUACGUGGACACUAUUAUUGACCUCCUAGAACUACACGAUCUCGAACAUACACUUGUUGGUCGUCCAGGCAGCGGUCUCUCAGUGGAGCAACGUAAACGUCUUACUAUUGCCGUUGAACUGGUAGCAAAGCCGAGUAUCCUGAUAUUCCUUGAUGAGCCUACAUCAGGGCUCGAUGGCCAGGCAGCUUACAAUACUAUUCGUUUCCUUCGCAAACUUGCAGAUGCCGGACAAGCCGUCUUGGUUACUAUCCAUCAGCCAUCUGCUCAGUUGUUUGCGCAAUUUGAUAAGCUAUUAUUGCUAGCUAAGGGCGGCAAAACUGCAUACUUUGGAGAUAUCGGCCAGAAUGCGAAUAUUAUGAAGGAAUACUUUGCUCGUUAUGGAGCCCCUUGCCCUCCUGAAGCUAAUCCAGCCGAGUACAUGAUUGAUGUUGUGUCAGGAAGCGAGGGCAAAGAUUGGAACCAGAUCUGGCUGCAGUCCCCGGAACAUGAUAAUCUCUGUAAGGAACUAGACACCAUGGUCACCGAAGCUGCCGCUCGACCUGCAGCAGUCAAUGACGACGGGCAUGAAUUUGCAGCUUCCAUGUGGACCCAAACAAAGCUUGUGACGCAUCGCAUGAACCUCUCGCUCUUCCGGAACACUGAAUACCUUAAUAAUAAGUUCGCAAUGCAUAUCAGCCUGGCGCUCUUGAAUGGCUUCACCUUCUGGAAGAUUGGAGAUGCAUUGACAGACCUACAACAAAACCUCUUUACUGUCUUCAACUUUAUUUUUGUUGCGCCAGGUGUCAUUUCCCAGCUCCAGCCGCUCUUCAUAGACCGUCGCGAUAUCUUCGAGGCCCGGGAGAAGAAGAGCAAAAUGUACCAUUGGGCUCCGUUUGUGACUGGUCUUAUAGUCUCGGAAUUUCCUUACUUACUUGUUUGCGCAUUGCUGUAUUAUGUCUGCUGGUACUUCACUUGUGGCCUUCCCACCUCAGCAGACCACGCUGGCAGUGUGUUCUUUGUUGUUGUAAUGUACGAGUGUCUUUACACUGGUAUUGGACAGAUGAUUGCCGCUUAUACACCUAACGCCGUUUUUGCAUCACUUGUCAACCCUCUGGUGAUCACAACUCUAGUCUCAUUCUGCGGCGUCAUGAUCCCAUACAGCCAAAUUGUGCCGUUCUGGAGAUACUGGAUGUACUACAUCGACCCCUUCAAUUACCUCAUGAGCUCCCUGCUGGUCUUCACUACCUGGGACAAACCUGUUCACUGCAAACCAGACGAACUGGCCGUAUUCAACCCCGCCCCCAAUCAAACCUGUCAUCAAUAUCUUGAAAUCUACCAGCGCGGGAUGGGGAUGGGCACGAAUCUUCUCAACCCUGACGCCACCACCGAGUGUCGUGUGUGCUUAUACACCGAGGGUGGCGAUUACCUUCGUACACUGAACCUCCAGCAGGAGUAUUAUGGAUGGAGAAACGCGGGGAUCGUUGUUGUCUUCGUGAUUGGUAUUUACGGGCUGGUGUUUAUCAUGAUGAAACUCAGGACCAAGGCUACCAAGAAAGCCGAGUCUUAA
Talaromyces amestolkiae is the source of this 4236-nucleotide messenger RNA. RefSeq lists its product as uncharacterized. Gene Ontology annotation, biological process: transmembrane transport. The record is from RefSeq and is a predicted model, not a curated record. Gene Ontology annotation, molecular function: ABC-type transporter activity; ATP binding; ATP hydrolysis activity. Bases 1 to 4236 code for a protein of 1411 amino acids. Gene Ontology annotation, cellular component: membrane. NCBI's taxonomy places the organism in Eukaryota, Fungi, Ascomycota, Eurotiomycetes, Eurotiales, Trichocomaceae. The transcript is spliced from 3 exons.